GGGCGUGCGGCAGGCUUCGAAAAUACACGUUUACUCGUCAUCCACCGUGUGUUUGUAGUUGGGAAAGUGCUAACUCGGAGGCUUUGAUUCUUCCCGUCCUUUGUACAAACUGGUGCCUUUAACGUCUCGGUGACAGCGUUGCUCGUGCUUGCGGGAGAACCUUGAACAAGGUGUAUUUAUUUGCAGUCCUACUGACUCGUUUCCUUUUGGGGGAAUGGGGUUGCAGUUCUAGCUGAAGAAACAAACUGUUCUACAUGUGCUUCACUAUCCAUUGGAAGAAUGACAGAUGACAAAGAUGUACUUCGAGAUGUGUGGUUUGGACGAAUACCAACCUGUUUCACUCUGUAUCAGGAUGAGAUAACUGAAAGGGAAGCUGAACCUUACUAUUUGCUUUUGCCAAGGAUAAGCUACUUGACACUGGUAACAGACAAAGUAAAGAAACACUUCCAGAAAGUUAUGAGACAAGAGGAAGUUAGUGAAAUAUGGUUUGAAUAUGAAGGUACACCACUGAAAUGGCAUUACCCAAUUGGUUUGCUGUUUGAUCUCCAUGCAUCAAAUACAGCCCUUCCUUGGAGCAUCACAGUACAUUUCAAGAAUUUUCCAGAAAAGGAUCUUCUACACUGCCAUUCUAAGGAUGUGAUUGAAGCUCAUUUUAUGGCUUCUAUAAAAGAAGCAGAUGCUUUAAAGCACAAAAGUCAAGUCAUCAAUGAGAUGCAAAAAAAGGAUCAUAAGCAACUAUGGAUGGGAUUACAGAAUGAUAAAUUUGAGCAGUUUUGGGCAAUAAAUCGAAAACUCAUGGAGUAUCCUCCAGAAGAUAAUGGAUUUCGAUACAUCCCAUUUAGAAUUUAUCAGGCGACAACAGAGAGACCUUUUAUACAGAAGCUAUUUCGACCAAUUGCUUCAGGAGGACAGUUGCAUACUUUGGGAGAUCUGCUAAAAGAUGUGUGUCCUAGUGCUAUCGCCUCUGAAGAUGGAGAGCAGAAGACUCAAGUGAUGAUUCAUGGAAUUGAGCCAAUGCUGGAAACACCCAUACAGUGGCUAAGCGAACAUAUGAGCUAUCCAGAUAAUUUUCUCCACAUUAGUAUCAUUCCCCGACCUACUGAUUGAAACUCAGCUAUAUUGGUAUGAGGAUCAUUCUCAAGCUGGAAUUAUAAGGGCAUGUCAACUUCUUGCUUUUGUCGGUCUUGACAGAGGCAGCCUGACCAGAAAAAAAAAAAAAAAACAAAAAAAAACCCAACAAAAAACUGAAACAAACCAAGAAGUCCUCACUGCUGCAAGCCAAACAGGAAGAGAGAUCCUAUCAUCAGAUAAGGGCAAUUGGGCUGAUCUUAUUUUGCAUCACCGCUGCUUUUCUUCACCACUGUAAUUAAAUCAGUUGUGAUAUGAAAGAAUUUACGGGACCUCUGCAAGUCUGCUGUUGUCUUGUAAAAUAUAAUGAAGCUGAAACUGUCAGCCGAAGAGCAAAUGGAAAUAUGCCACUUGAUUGUAUUUCUGAUUAACAAAUAAACAGGGUUGUUUCCUAAAGUGGUAGUGUUUCAACUUUGAGAGUGGAAACAUUGGUUUAAUUUUCUAGAAAGUUAGACACUGAGAGAUUCAGUUACCAAUAGCUUUUUGUAAAAGAUCAAAUUACUGUAAACCCAUCUUUCCUUAAUGAGAAGUUCAUGUUUACAGUAUGUGUAUUGGUAUGCAAAUGAUCUUUUAACUUUGAUAACAAGCAGUGAGAGAUUUUAAAGUAAACCCGUGAGCAUGUUUUGUCAUUUAAAAACAUGCACAACUUAAUAAUUUACAAAUACUUUUGAUUUGUAUGCUGUCACUGAAUACUCUAGUAUGUUUAUUAUUCAAACCAGUUUUCAUAGACUAGCAAUGAUGUAGGAUAAUUUGUCUCAGGAUUUGUCAUGGCAUUUCUUUGUGCUCAUCUAAAUUUUUUUUUCUGUAAGAAUAUUUUCUUAAUUUAGUUUUAAAAGUUAAAAAAAAAAGUAAACGGAUGUUGCAAA
Haliaeetus leucocephalus (bald eagle) is the source of this 1994-nucleotide messenger RNA. RefSeq names its product autophagy related 5 (gene ATG5). The coding region runs from base 280 to 1107 and encodes 275 amino acids. Gene Ontology annotation, cellular component: phagophore assembly site membrane; Atg12-Atg5-Atg16 complex; cytoplasm. The record is from RefSeq and is a predicted model, not a curated record. Gene Ontology annotation, biological process: autophagosome assembly; nucleophagy; C-terminal protein lipidation. The transcript is spliced from 7 exons. Lineage: Eukaryota; Metazoa; Chordata; Aves; Accipitriformes; Accipitridae.